AUUUCCCUUGCCUAUUCUUUUUACCUGUCCACACUUGGAACUUGCUAACCGCUCAUGUUACUUGAAAGCAAAGCGUAGCCAUGACUUGCUCAGGAUCAUGGCCCAAAUUCCACCACCUGAUUCUAGGAAUAUAUCGGAUGAUCCAUUGAGUUUAGAGGAAAUUUUAACAGUGUUUAACAACCCCAUUAAUGAGGAGCAAGCUUGGGCCGUUUGCCAUCAGUGUGCAAAUUAUUUUUUAUUGGAAACAGCCCGGCGCACUUUUCGUGAUUUAUACACACAUGGAAUAAGAUCAGUUAGAAUUAAAAAGGAUGGGGACGUCGUCAUUGAAGCCUCGGAGCUGGUCCAGGCCAAGGGACACCAAGUACGAAGACGAAACUCGGUGACAGGAAAAGACAUUAAGGUUGUGACAGAGAGUGAUGCUAUUCAGGCCUUGGGAGUAGUCAUUUACCAUGCUCUGGACUAUGGACUCCAAGAGUCUGAGGAGCGACACCUUAGUCGUAACCUUGAACAUUUGCUGGAGGUCAUGAUAAAUCCUGAUGAGGAAGACGAUGAGGAGCUACAGAAUGCGUGUGACGAGGGCAUCGAGAAAGAUGCCAAAGAAGGAUACAGCUUUUCGGAUAUUAUCGUGCUCUGUGCCCAGCACCUGUCCAAUGAACAGAGUGUGGGCCAACACUACAAGGCAGUUUGCAAGGCCCUGGUGGCAGAGGCUGAAGAACUCCUCACAUUCCUCAACAGAAUCUCCUCAGGCAAGAGACAGCUGAAAAAGGUGGUACAAGAUGAAGACCAGACAAAACUUGAUGAACUACAGAGAUCUGAUUGGGCUCGACUAUGGGUACAGAUUAUGAAGGAACUCCGGCGGGGUGUUCGGUUAAAAGCCGUGGAACAUACCACCGUGACACCGACAGAGUAUGAGUUAACUCCCUUUGAAAUCAUUCUGGAGGACAUUCGAUCUAGACGAUACACCCUCAACAAAGUCAUGGUGAAUGGAGACAUACCCACCAAGGUGAAAAAGGAUGCCCACGCUGUGAUACUAGACUUCAUCCGCUCCCGCCCCCCUCUGCAUCCUGUCAAGAAGAGAGUGCUGAAUUCCCCACCCAAGAUUGAACUACAGCCCCGUGAACAAAUUCUACAGGAGAUCAGGUCACAGCCCAAACUGAGGCCAGUCAGGGAGAGGAAGAUAGUGGAAACAUCACGAACAAAGUUGAACAACGAAGAUGAAGAGGAGAGUCCUCAGCCAAUCAGAAAAGUCAUCAAGCCAGACUUCACACUCUUCCUGGACAGUUUUGAUGAAUCAGAGAAUGACAACUCUUCCAGCAUGGGGUCCUCACAUUCUAGCAUCACCUCACCCUCACCAGAGAAGGAUAACAUCAGAUGGCGAAGGGCCGUUGUGCGGGAUGUGGCUACUUCUGAACGCCAUGGGACAAACCUGGAGCGUCGUCACACCAUCAUGGUCUGUGAGUCCCCCCAGGUAUUCCCUCCCGCCCCCAGUGGCACCGUCCCGCUGCAAUUAGAUGCUACGGAUAAUAAAUCGCAUGAGUCUCGUGGCAAGCUGAGGCGAUCAGCCCCUGUUUCUAAGUCACGUGCAUGUGUGAAUGAUGCUCGACAGAAAAGACUGUCUCUUCCCUUGCAUGGUAUUCAUGAAGAAGAAUGUGUUGAUGGUAAAUCCUUGCAUGAUCCUGCAUGUGGUUUUAAUUCUGUUUCUGAGGAAAGUGAAAUUUUUGAGGAGUAUGUGUUUGAUAGAUCUAAAGGUUUACGCAUGCCUAUAACGCGAUCACAUUAUCAGAGUCUGAGUAGAUCAGCCACGAUUACAGAAGUAGUGAGCAGUUCAAAGACAGUUUCAAACUCAAAAAGUUCAUCGGAUGUGAAAGAGAAACCUCGCCCCAUGGCGAGGUCUAGGAGCAGUUCAGACAUGAAACCCUCAGUACUUGUGAGAGCACGUACUAUUCCAAGAUCUCAGAGUUCUGAUGAAGGGCAUGUAACAGACAGCAAAGAACAAAGACCUGAUACUACGGAGAUAGGGGGCGCUUCCUCCAGGCCGAGGCCAAAACCAGCCCCACGAACAUCCAUCUCAAGGAAUAGUCCGGUGUUAACACGGCAGCAAGUAGAAUCUGAAACCAAAGAAGUAAGGAGCAAUUCUUCUGUGUCUCAUGUGAUUUCUGACAGUGAUAGGAGUAAACAUGUCUCCAAAAGACACUCAAGUGCAAGUGAAAUAAAAGUCAGAAGGACAUCUUCAGAGUCUCUGUCAUUAGUGGAGGGAGAGAAUUCAGGUCAUAGAGUUCGAAGGUCAUCUCAACAUAGUGAUAAAUCUCCAAGACAACAAGUGUCAGACGGGCCAGGAGAAGAGGAGACUGUAAGCAAACAACAGCGUGAAUCUUCUCCAUCGAGCAGACGACACAGAGAUUCUUCUUCUCCGAGCAGACGACACAGAGAUUCUUCUUCUCCGAGCAGACGACACAGGGAUUCUUCUUCUCCGAGCAGACGACACAGAGAUUCUUCUUCUCCAAGCAGACAACACAGGGAAUCUCAUCACAGCGAGGGCUCAUCUCGACGACACAGAAGAGAAGGACGGGAUGAGAGUGGUCAUAGUGAGGUUGUUAAACAUGACGAACGGUCGCAUCACAUUCACCGGCACAGACUGAGUUCUCAUGAGGAAGAAAAAUCAGAGAAAGAAAGUGAGAAAUUCCUCAGGCAAUCAAAAGACAGAGUUCCACUCAAACGUUCCACACGUAUGAGUGAAGAGGAAAGUGAUAGAUUUGUAACACUCAACAGGAAAUCCAGCUUUGAUGAUAAACAUUGUAGUGACUCAGAGUCUCCAAAGCUUGAACUAAAAUCAAGCUCGUCUCCAAAGCUUGAACUAAAAUCAAGCUCGUCUCCAAAGCCUGAAGUGAAAUCAAGCUCGUCUCCAAAGCUUCAACUAAAAUCAAGCUCGUCUCCAAAGCCUGAAGUGAAAUCAAGACAGUCUCUUCAGUUAAGUAAGAGUGGUGGGGAUGACAGUCCUGUUCAGAAGUUUGUGGCAUCACCUAAAAGUGGGGAUGGUGACAUUUCUGUUCAGAAAUCUAUGGCAUCACCAGUGUUGUCUUCUGCUGAGCCAGUUCAGAGACGUUACAGGCCGCAAGCUGUCAGCAGGUCCCAGAGUCACAAAAACUUUUAUCGUCACUCCACCGAUUUCAGUGGCAGCUGUGCAAUAGUUCCCGAGGUCAGCACGUCUUCUUCACCAGCUGGUCAUGGGAUAAUGCUAGGGAGAUAUCGCAAAGAAGCAGAGGAAUUACUGAAGCCCGUCCACCAGGAAGAGGACAUGAACUCGCGGAUUCCAGAAAGAACAGAAGAUAGCGAGAGUCCGGAACGCUUGCCGUCAAAGUUGUCGGAGUUAAAUGUGUCUGAGUUGCUUCAUGUAAGUGGCAGCCCUGAGUUCGGGGCUGUGUCUACUAAUGGUGUUCCUUCCUCAUCUUCUCCAGAUUCUGACUCGGCUUUAAAAAAUCAUCUACAUGUUGUCAAAUACUUGCAAUUCAUAUUGAAGUGGACUCAUCCCAUUGAGUGUCUGUCCUUGACCUUAGAGGAGGUCACUCACAUCAGACAGGUGUUAACAAAAGCGGAGUUGGAGACGUUAAUUACCAACCAUGAAAUAUACAACCUUGUGUCCAAAGGAAAGGUGUGCUUCACGUGCAAGUUGGUAAAGUUCUCCAUGUUUGGUCAGUGGGGAACGCGAUGCAAGAUCUGCAAGCGGAACGUGUGCAACAACUGUCUCAGAAAGAUGAACAUUCCCACAGAACACUUCCAGAAAAUUCCGGUACACACUCUUAGUCCGAUUCCACUCAGUCAGGAGACCCUGGACAUUAUUAAAGUGUAUGAAAGUACUGGAUCUGUCCCCCACACUCCUUCCUCAGAACGGAAAACCCAGCAAACUCUAGAGGAUGUGUCCCCAAGGCGGAAAUCCCUCCAACGAUCAAACACAAUAGGGGCGGGAUCAGCCCCCACCCUACCCAACAAGAACCUGCUGAAGGGUCCCCAGAUGAGUGUUUGUUGUGACUGUAAAUCCAUGAUCAUGGAAAUUAUUCGCACCAGUCGAACUUCCAUUGCUCUCAUUAAUAAGGGGCAGGGAGCCAUGCCUAGCCCCAGUAAGGAGGAGGAAAAGGGAGAAGGGCUAAAUUUGUCGACACUGUCUCUCAACAUCAAACAGUUCUUCAACAAGUGAAAGAAAAACUAGGGGUUUUAAGGGCAGUGUGAACUGUCUUCUAGGUCUGUGCAAUCCAUUAUAAAGUUUGUACUAUGUACAUAUUUUUAUUUUUCAAAAUUUUGAUUGUCAUGAUGGACAAAAAUUCAAUUUAUAUCAAAACCAAAUACAGAUUGUCUUCCUGGGUGUUUUCCUUAAUUUGACAUCAGUUGUAAAUGUUAAUUACACCAUGAGCAUUUGAAAACUUUUGUUUACAUUAAUAUUUUUUAAGUUUUGAAAUUGAUUUUGUUUACUUUAGUUCCGAAAAUAUCUCCUGUAUCAUAAUGAUUCUUGAGACAGAUUGUAAUAAAAAAAAAGAAGGUGAUUCUGUUCAGUUAGAAUGAAGUAUGAUAUUAUGUGUACUCUCGAUGAUAUUAUAAUUGGAGUCUGAACUAAUAAUAGAUUAUCGUGAUUAACAUUUUCAGUUUCUGAUGCUUUAGUCAUGUUGACAUGUGCCAUUGGUGUGGUAUUUCUUGUCUAUUUUUAGCUCUGAUCUACCUCUGUCCCCUUUCUUGUUUAUCAUUGGACAAAUUUUGUCCAUCAUGUAUACAUUACAGAAAAAUAACAUGAUGCUGCUGUUCAAAGCACGGCAUCAACUAAUGAAGAAAUAAUUGAAUAACUCAUCAUGUGGUAAUUAGGAGUAACUGUGAUGUAAUGAGUCGAAUCGCAGUUGUUAAACUGAAACUAAAAAAUCCAACCUUUUGACAGUAGUAAUCACUUGUUGUCUCGCAGAUUUCACUGAAUUUGUUCAUAUAGAGAUGUGAAUGUAUUUAUUUUUAACUGGAAGGAAUGUCUGGAGUGUAGAGAAUUUUUAUAGAAAUGUAAAUAUUGUUUUUUAACAAGACUAUGUGCCAAGGACGUGAAUUGGAGCUACUGAUGAGCUCUGGUGUUUUGAUUUAUAGUCAGAGUUGUCUGCAUUUAAACUCUUCAUUGUUCUGCUGGUUAAGAUUGGUUUUUGUUAGUCUCAAUAUUCUGCUGUAAGCCUGUACACAACCUGAGUAAAUACAUAGCAAUAAUAGCAGUCUGAAAUGAAAUAGUCGUCACAAUGAAAUGGUGUUGAAACGUUUUACAGUCCCGUAACUUAUUUGAUCAUCUUGGCCUGAAAUAGUUUUGUUUUUACUGAUUUCAAUAUCAAAACUUGCAAUAAAUACACCAUUUGUACAAUGCUUUCUUCGUCAGUUUAGACUUUGUCUCAUUUAUAUAACACCCAAUGUUUAUGAAGGAAAGCUUUAAGAUUUGAUUCCAUCCACAUUCUCAAGUUUAGCUUUAUAGUAUAUUCGAAUUCACCUGUACACGUAUAUUAGCUUUAAUCCUGCAGGCCUGUUAACUUCUCACUGGAGGGAUGUUUGAAUUAAAGGGGAAAAAAUCUUAACAUAGUGGAUAUCAUUGACACUCACUGUUACACAUUUCCUAUUCUUCCAUUGGCUUUAGCAAUAGAGGGGUCACACGGGAUUAUGAGAUUCCACGUGAUCGAGGGGUCACAUGGGAUCAAAGGUCAGCUCUUAAUCAUGUUCUGAAUACUGUGUAAUGAAUUUAGCAAAAAUUGAACAAAUGUAUGCAUCUUGUUUUAAAUCUUUGUAUAUUAAACUGUUUUAAAACUUUGA
Ostrea edulis (European flat oyster) is the source of this 5814-nucleotide messenger RNA. RefSeq names its product serine/arginine repetitive matrix protein 1-like. Bases 98 to 4192 code for a protein of 1364 amino acids. Gene Ontology annotation, cellular component: cytoplasmic vesicle membrane; cell cortex. Gene Ontology annotation, molecular function: actin binding. The record is from RefSeq and is a predicted model, not a curated record. Gene Ontology annotation, biological process: Golgi vesicle transport; actin nucleation; actin filament network formation. The transcript is spliced from 15 exons. NCBI's taxonomy places the organism in Eukaryota, Metazoa, Mollusca, Bivalvia, Ostreida, Ostreidae.